This is a messenger RNA of Lacerta agilis (Sand lizard), 2183 nucleotides long. RefSeq names its product zinc finger protein RFP-like. The record is from RefSeq and is a predicted model, not a curated record. Gene Ontology annotation, molecular function: protein binding; zinc ion binding. The coding region runs from base 25 to 1503 and encodes 492 amino acids. The transcript has 8 exons. Lineage: Eukaryota; Metazoa; Chordata; Lepidosauria; Squamata; Lacertidae.
UCGGCUCUUUGGGGCGAGGGCGCCAUGGCUGCUGCUGCAGGGGGUCACAUCCAGCGUCUAAGUGAUGAAGUCACUUGCUCCAUCUGCCUGGGUUACUUCAAGGAUCCAGUGACCAUCCCAGAGUGUGGGCACAACUUCUGCCAAUCCUGCCUGAUCCAGUGCUUUGGGGAAUCGGAGGCAGAGGCUUCCUGCCCUCAGUGCAGAGAAAGAGUUCAGAGAAGGAGCCUCAUUCCCAACCGGCAAUUGGCAAACCUCGUAGAAUUAAUUGAGAAUCUCAGCCUUCAAGGAGGGAAAGAGGAAGAAAGAAAUGGUGGAGUCUGCGAGGAUCACCAGGAGCCCCUGAAACUCUUUUGCAAGGAGGAUGAAGCCCCCAUCUGCGUGGUGUGUGACAAAUCAAAGGAACAUGAAAAUCACAAGGUGAUUCCUCUGAAGGAGGCUUUCGAGGAAUACAAGGGAGAGAUCUGUCACUGCCUGGAGAUUCUGAGGAAAGAGAGAGAGGAAAUCCUGGGCUAUCCAGCAGACCUGGAGAAGGAAAGCAAAGACCUCCUUAAAUUAACAGAAACGGAGAGGCUGAAGGCUGUGGAGAAGUUCAAAGAACUGCACCACUUCCUGGAAGAACAGGAAAAACAUCUGCAGAAUCAUGUGGAAGAGGUGGAGAAGGAGAUUGCAGGGAGAAGGGAUGAGCAGCUGGCCAGACUCUCCAGGAAACUCUCCUCUCUUGAGAGGGUCAUCAAGGAGAUGGAGGAGAAGCGUCAGCAGCCAGCGAGUGAACUCCUGCAGGAUGUGAGAAGCACUUUGCAGAGGUAUGAGAAAAGAGAGAGACCAGAGAAGCCACUGGCUUUCCCUCCAGAGCUGAGGAACAGGAUCUUGGAAUCCUGUGAUCUGAAUGGCCUUGUGGAGGAUACAAUGAAACAAUGGAAAGAUGCUCUGCUAUUCAGAGAACAGAUUCAGAAAGAUGUUCAGUCAUUCAGAAAUCUUCAGAGAGCAAAUGUCACUCUGGAUCCAGACACAGCCCAUCCCAAACUCAUCCUGUCGGAGGAUCGGAAAAGCGUAAGAUGGGGAGACGAAGAGCAAGACCUGCCUGACAAUCCUGAGAGAUUCAACUACCGGCCUUGUGUGUUGGGAUGUGAGGGAUUCACAGCAGGCAGACAUUUCUGGGAAGUCAAUGUUGAAAGUAGGGGGUAUUGGGCUGUGGGGGUUGCCAGGAAGUCUGUGAGGAGAAAGGGCCGCUUCUCCUUUAGGCCUGAGGAGGGGAUCUGGGUUGUGGAGAAGUCUGGAGGCAAGUACUCGGCCUGCACCUCCCCUGAUCCCUCUCCUCUGCCCCUGAGGGAGAAGCCCAGGAGGAUCCGGGUGACUCUGGACUAUGAAGGGGGACAUGUGUCUUUUUCUGACGCUGACUCAGGAGCCGAACUCUACACGUUCUCAGGAGCCUCCUUCUCUGGAGAGACCCUCCUCCCUUUCUUUUAUCUGAGGGGGGAUAAAACCCACCUCAGUAUCUCCUGAGGAGACUAAAUCUUCCUCUCAGGCCCAGCAGGAGUUUCUCUCCAGACCAGAGUGACUGAUAUAAAAAACAUUUACCCACCAAGAGCACUUUGUGCAGUUUUUCAAGGGCCCUUUGAGAGGAUUCAUUCCAGUCAAAAUCAGCAGAAAUAACAAAACAAAAAUGGGUUGUUGUGGCUUUGCAUUUUCCUUGCUUUUCCCAGAAUUCCCUCUGCUGCUUACUUCUUAAAGAGACAGUCACACAUUUACAAGUCCCAAUAAAUAAUAUUUUCCUCAAAAAAAAAAAUAAUAUUUACCUUCAAUCUUGUUUUCCUUUUGAGAUGUCUGAUUUGGCAGAGAAUGAGGCUCUUAACCCCAGGGUUGUGGGUCUGAGCCCCAUGUUGGGCAAAGGUUUCCUGCACUGCAGGGGAUGGGACUAGAUUUCCCUCAACUCUGCAAUUCUAGGAAACCUUUCUCUCCCCACAAGACCUUAUGCAGCUGAAAAAUUCAUGCAUCAUUGGAUUAAUAGAUGACUAAAAAAUGAACCCCUUCCCCCACGUCAGGCAGGAUAGCUCCUUGCUCUGGAGACCUUAGAUGGGAAGAAAAUGAAAAAGAAAUUGAACAGGGCAUCAGCUUCAAAUGCCCUCUGCAAAUGCAGCCUCGUCAUUUCCACACUUUGACAGAAAUAAACCUCAUUGCAUUGA